Messenger RNA from Aspergillus nomiae NRRL 13137, 837 nucleotides. RefSeq names its product glutathione S-transferase family protein. The coding region runs from base 1 to 837 and encodes 278 amino acids. The transcript has 3 exons. The record is from RefSeq and is a predicted model, not a curated record. NCBI's taxonomy places the organism in Eukaryota, Fungi, Ascomycota, Eurotiomycetes, Eurotiales, Aspergillaceae.
AUGCUGCUGCGAUUCUACCAAAAACUACGAGGUCGAGAUGAUUCCGAUCCCUGUCUUUAUAUUUUUCCCUUUUCUCUCCAUUCGAUUAUGGUUCAGUUUACAAUUGCAUUGGCACUGCGAAACAAAUCCCAAUCAUCUCGAGAAUUAGGUAGAAUUAAAUAUCGCCUAGUAAACCUUCAUCGGAAUGAAAAUUUAAGCGAGGACUAUCUUGUGCACGUAAAUCCAAGAGGGAAGGUAAGGUCGAAGGGAAUAGAUACAGUGCCAGCCUUAACCGCCAAGUCAAUUCCGGCGCCUCUGACAGAUAGCUUAUCCAUCUCAUAUUGGGUCUGCGAGCAACAUCCAAGCUUGAUCCCGGAAACCCAUCGAACAACCAUACAACGCCUACUGUCCCAGCUUCACCGCAUUCAAGCAGACAAUAACCCAAAUCCGGCAGUAGAUGACAUUCUGGCUCGUACUGAUAUCUCCCUUGAGCAUCGCCGCGCUCUAGAGCAUAAACGAUACUGCGACAGAAAGCAAAUAGAGCCCGACUUUGAUAAUGCACACGAAGAGGGUAUGACGGACCAAGCGAGACACCUAUUUUGUGAGGUUGUAGUUGAAUUCCAAAAAGUCAAUCACAGCGGGGUGUGGAUAUUUGGGGAUGAAACGGGCCCGACGGUGCUGGAUGCGCAUAUUGUGGCAUUUAUAGCGAGGCUUAUUGACAUCCACCUUGAAGAUUUGGUCCCUCCCCAGUUGCAUACCUAUGCAAAAGCGAUCAUGGAAUUACCGGAAUGGGAGGCGGUCAUGCAAGGGAUGCCAACAGUCUGGAAUCCUUCUCUGGGCCCGAUAAAUCAGCUUUAA